AUGACAACAUUUGAAGAUUUUGAACUUCCUUCCACUUCUUUCAAUGGAAUUAACUACAAUGGGUACAAUUCAUCGUUCAAGACGCAUGAUUUCCCACAUGAACAAUCCAUGAUCCUUCCUGAUCAAGAGCUUUAUACUUCUCCACAACAAAUCGAGAUUUCUACUAGUCCCCCAGAGCUUUCUUCUCCGUUCUCCGAUGAAAAAGUUUACAAGAGUUUGCCAAGGAACAAGUGUCCAUCGAAGUGUUUGGUCUGCCGAAAUCCCGCGAUCGGAUACCACUAUGACGUACCAUCCUGUAAUGGAUGUAAAACUUUUUUCCGUCGAACUAUCAUCACUGGACGGAAAUUUGAAUGCACAAAGAAUAGGGUUUGUAUGGAAGGGACAGAGCCAGUUGAUAUGUCAAAGAGACUUUGUCGUGCUUGUCGAUUUGCGAAAUGUGUGGAAGUUGGAAUGAAUCCAAUGGCAAUCCAAGCAGAAGUGAAGACUGAAGAAGGAAAAGUUCUGAGAAGCGAAGUUUUGAGUCAAAGAGAAUCUAUGGGAGUGGUUUCAUCUUUGAUGGUAACAGAAGAAGAUUUAUUGAGUAGAAUGAUUGAGAAAUUGACAUUGGUGGAGAGUAAGAUUGAACCAUUACACCGUUCAGGAGUUCCACCCGGAUAUAGAGACAUUCGAAAGCUGGAAGAAAUUUUGGACUCUAAACCAGUUUUUAUUAUUUCUGAAAUUCCGAACUUGAAAUUUUGCCCAAUGCCUUGCCCGAAAGAAACUAAAGAAAAACCACACCUUCGUCGAAGAUGCACAAACUAUGUGCACAGCAGUUUCUUGGCAUCAAUCGAGUCUUCGAAAAUGUUUGAUUUCUCGUCGCAGAUCAAUCUGGAAUCCAGAAUGCUUCUGAUGAAACAUGCUACUGUUGUAUGCUCCAAUAUGAUGAAUGCGUUCUUUUCAAUGAAUGAAAUGAAAUCAGAUGUGCUCCUCCAUCCCGAUGGAUCUAUUAGUGGACCAAUGCACAAGAAGGAUAGAGAAACCAAUACAAUCUCUGACCAUGUUAGAACACUUCAGAAGACGUUGAUAUCCUUCUUGAACAAUAAAAUCGAUAAGAUUGAAUAUCUAUUAUUCAAGGCAAUAAUGCUCUGUAACCCUGCUGUACCAGGACUAUCCGUUAUUGAUCAGCAAAUCAUUGAAAAAGAACGAAAUCAGUACGUGAAAUCUCUCCUCAACUACUGUCUUCUCCAACAUGGAAAACUACACGGACCAGCUCGAUUCGGUGCGAUUUUGGCACUUGCGCCAACUAUUGAAAACCAGUCAAAACUGCAAAAAGAUUUCCAUGUUUAUCUGAAAGCCCGACACUUUCAAAAACACAAAGAAAUGGGACAUACUGGCCGGAAAUGCGUUAGUUCCAUGUUCGAUCAAGUUAUGGAAUCUUAA
This is a messenger RNA of Caenorhabditis briggsae, 1419 nucleotides long. It is a transcript of the gene Cbr-nhr-154, whose product is annotated as Protein CBR-NHR-154. The record is from RefSeq and is a predicted model, not a curated record. Gene Ontology annotation, molecular function: zinc ion binding; nuclear receptor activity; RNA polymerase II cis-regulatory region sequence-specific DNA binding. The coding region runs from base 1 to 1419 and encodes 472 amino acids. The transcript has 9 exons. Gene Ontology annotation, biological process: cell differentiation; regulation of transcription by RNA polymerase II; anatomical structure development. Lineage: Eukaryota; Metazoa; Nematoda; Chromadorea; Rhabditida; Rhabditidae.